Molecule: messenger RNA, 570 nt
Organism: Aspergillus terreus NIH2624
Lineage: Eukaryota; Fungi; Ascomycota; Eurotiomycetes; Eurotiales; Aspergillaceae
Gene: sar1
Product: Arf family GTPase SAR1
Exons: 6
Coding region: 1-570 (189 amino acids)
Biological process (GO): endoplasmic reticulum to Golgi vesicle-mediated transport; vesicle organization; membrane organization
Cellular component (GO): COPII vesicle coat; endoplasmic reticulum exit site
Molecular function (GO): GTPase activity; GTP binding
Source: RefSeq, a predicted model, not a curated record
AUGUGGAUCAUCAACUGGUUUUACGACAUUCUGGCCUCGCUGGGCCUGCUGAACAAGCACGCCAAGCUGCUGUUCCUGGGUCUCGAUAACGCCGGCAAGACGACCCUUUUGCACAUGCUCAAGAACGACCGCGUCGCUAUCCUGCAGCCGACCGCCCAUCCGACGUCCGAGGAGCUCGCCAUCGGCAACAACCGCUUCACCACCUUUGAUCUCGGCGGCCAUCAGCAGGCCCGCCGCCUCUGGAAAGACUACUUCCCCGAAGUCAGCGGCAUCGUGUUCCUGGUCGACGCCAAGGACUACGAGCGGUUCCCCGAGUCCAAGGCCGAGCUGGACGCCCUCCUCGCCAUGGAGGAGCUGGCCAAGGUGCCCUUCCUCAUCCUCGGCAACAAGAUCGACCACCCGGACGCCGUCAGCGAGGACGAGCUGCGCCACCAGCUCGGGCUGUACCAGACCACAGGGAAGGGCAAGGUGCCGCUUGAGGGUAUCCGGCCUAUCGAGGUGUUUAUGUGUUCGGUUGUCAUGAGACAGGGUUACGGUGAGGGGAUCCGGUGGUUGUCGCAGUAUGUCUAA